UAUGGCAGCCUCCUUGCAACGAAUAUUUUGUUCCAGAUCUUCUGCCUUUCAGAAGAACUUCAUCAGGAAUUACGCGAAAAUUGGCAUGGCUGGCCUGCCAAGUUUCGUGAAGAUCGUUGAAGUGGGGCCUCGUGAUGGUCUGCAAAAUGAAAAGGACAUGGUUCCCACAGACGUGAAGAUUCAGUUCGUCAACAAACUGUCAGCGGCCAACUUACCCGUCAUUGAAGUGACGAGCUUCGUUUCGCCAAAAUGGGUUCCACAGAUGGCCGACCACGAUGCUGUGAUGCAGGGAAUCGAUCGACAUCCUGACAUCACAUACUCGGUUCUCACGCCAAACCUUAAGGGUUUUCAUGCUGCCAUGGCAAACCGAGCGGAUGAAGUGGCUAUUUUUGGAGCCGCCUCUGAGAGUUUCAGCAAGAAGAAUAUCAACUGUUCCAUUGAGGAAAGCUUGAAGAGGUUCGAGGAAGUUACAAAAGCAGCCCGCGAGGCCAACAUUCCAGUUAGAGGGUAUGUGUCGUGUGUGUUGGGUUGUCCAUACGAAAAUGACGUCUCACCGGAAAGAGUUGCUGAGGUGGCAGAAGGACUGAUAGCGUUGGGCUGUUAUGAAGUGUCGCUGGGGGAUACGAUCGGGGUUGGAACGCCAGGUGGCAUGAAGGACCUGAUUGCCACGGUAACGCGCAAGAUCCCGGUUGAGAAGGUGGCGGUCCACUGUCAUGACACGUACGGACAAGCUCUGGCGAAUAUACUGGCCGCACUACAGAUGGGCGUGUCGGUAGUUGACAGCUCGGUGGCUGGUCUUGGAGGGUGUCCGUAUGCACGGGCGGCGAGUGGGAACGUGUCGACGGAGGACGUUGUGUAUCUGAUGAACGGACUCGCAAUCAACACGGGCGUGAACAUUCAGCGGUUAAUGGAAGCCGGCCAGUUCAUAUCACACGCUCUAGGGAGGAAAACAGGCUCGAAAGUCGCACAAGCAACGCAAUCGAGUUUAUGAUGAGAGAAACGUUUAGGAUAUGUUAUCAUUGAUGUACAGACUUGGCUGCAUUUUGUGAUGUCUGAUCAUUCAGUAUGGUCACGUUUAUCUGUUAAUGUUUCAUAUUCAGAUUUGACAUAGCUAUGCAGUGUUCUAUCUAGAUAUUUACAAGUGGUGGAAAUAAUGAAAAUGUUUUCUUUACAAAAAGAAAGUGUGAAAUUGAUCAUUAUAUGACAAUGGGGAGAGGGGGAUGUAGCAUAGUGGUAGAGCGCUCGCAUGAUGCACGGUCAGUCUGGGAUCGACCCCCCAUUGGUGGAUCCAAUGGGCUAUUUCUCAUUCCAGCCAGUGCACUAUGACUUGUAUAUCAAAGGCUG
Gigantopelta aegis is the source of this 1344-nucleotide messenger RNA. RefSeq names its product hydroxymethylglutaryl-CoA lyase, mitochondrial-like. Gene Ontology annotation, molecular function: hydroxymethylglutaryl-CoA lyase activity. The coding region runs from base 2 to 991 and encodes 329 amino acids. The record is from RefSeq and is a predicted model, not a curated record. Gene Ontology annotation, biological process: L-leucine catabolic process; ketone body biosynthetic process. The transcript is spliced from 10 exons. NCBI's taxonomy places the organism in Eukaryota, Metazoa, Mollusca, Gastropoda, Neomphalida, Peltospiridae.